Messenger RNA from Paramormyrops kingsleyae, 1598 nucleotides. RefSeq names its product essential meiotic structure-specific endonuclease subunit 2 (gene eme2). Gene Ontology annotation, molecular function: crossover junction DNA endonuclease activity; DNA binding. The record is from RefSeq and is a predicted model, not a curated record. Lineage: Eukaryota; Metazoa; Chordata; Actinopteri; Osteoglossiformes; Mormyridae. Gene Ontology annotation, cellular component: nucleus; Holliday junction resolvase complex. Gene Ontology annotation, biological process: replication fork processing; double-strand break repair; mitotic intra-S DNA damage checkpoint signaling.
CAUUUGAGAUUUCUGGUAAUAGUAAUAUGUCACGUCUCAAAAGAGCAAAAACAUGGGAAAUAUCUGAGUCAGAAGACGAAAGUGAUUUCAACAUUAGAUCCCUCAUCACAUGUGACGCUACCCGUAAAGAUGAUAUAGCAUCCAGUUUACAAUUUGCCAGUGAGAAGGACACUGACCAGAAAGAUGUCCGCUUGGAGACUUCCCAGGCAUCUGUAGAUGCUGAUAAAGAAGACCCCAGAUGCGGAGAGUCCUUAUCGGCUCCCCCGGCCGCUGCCACCGGAACCUCGAGUCCGGAGAAAAGACGGCGCCGAGCCAAGAAGCAGAUCGAGGGGGAAAGACUCAUUUCUGAACAGAAAAAAGAAGCCAGAGAGAAACUCAGGGAGGAAAGAGUCAAACAGAAAGAAACGAAAAAGUUGGAACAGAAGCGACGAAAAGAAGCUGCCGAUCGCUUUAAAAGUUACCGACCGGAGAACUGCCUCAAACGCAUGACUGUAUGCGUAGACCCAGUAUUAUUGCAAGAUGAGGGGUCAGACACUCUUCUUGGGACUCUGAGAGCAAUGGAGUGGAGGAGCAGCAUUGAGGAACAACAGCUUGCACAUAGCAUCACUUGGAAUAGGGAAUUGCCAGAGGGUGAAGAUGGUCUGAGCAUAAUUCAGGAGGAGCAGAUUCUGAUGGUGUUGCAGCUGAAUGAAUUCAUGGACAUGUUGAGCUCUAUCAAGGAGAUUCAGCAAGAGAACAUCAAGCAAGUAGAGUGCAAGUCCUUAUUCAACAAACUCUCUCAGUAUCUCAACACAUAUGCAGGGAAAAUUGUUACCCUGGCAGUGAUUGGCUUAAGCAGCUGGGCUCUCUGGGAAGAGAAGAGGAGUGGGGGGCUGAGAGACUUGGACUUAGAGGAGGCAUUGGUGUUCCUGCAGCUCUCUAGGAACACCUCUGUCAUCUUCUUGGAGAGCUGGCAGGACCUCGCCGACCACGCGUGUGCCGUCACCAAGGCCCUGUCCAAACGUCCCAUGAAACUGCUGACAGAGACCCCCGACCUGCCAUUCUGUGUGGAUGGCUCGUGGGCCAGCGGGGUUCGGGUCCAGAAGGACGGGACAGGACUUUUGCCGGUAUGGAGCAGGCAAAUUCAGCAGCUGAAUCGUGUCAGUCCCGCUGUUGCUGCAGCCAUUUCCUCUGCAUUUCCAUCGCCGCAGCUGCUGCUACAGGCAUACAAGGACUCCGCCUCCGAGGGGGACCAGAAGAACAUCCUGGCAGACCUCUCAGUCACUAGUGGGGAGAGGCAGCGUCGGGUGGGUCCUGACAUCUCCAGCAGGGUGUGCCGCUUCCUCACGGCCCACAAUCCCCAGCUCGUGCUGGACUGAGGGGGUCACCUGAAGGGUAUUCCCAGCCUGGUCUCAACGUCUACCUCUGUAAUUUAACCAGACUGGCUGUAUUCCAGAAAUGACCGACAAGUCACUUUUUGGGCUCGAUUAGAACCACUCGUACCAGGCCUAUUACCACAGGAAGGAGCACCAUGCUUGUUUUUGUGAAGAAAUGUCAAUAACUGUCCGACGGGCUUCUUCUAGACAAGAAUAAUGUACAAUAAAGAUGCACUGAGAUGA